ACGUUUUACUCACCGUGAUGCAUGAUCCUAACCAACAAACCUGAACAAAAUGUAUUUUUUGAUUAAAGUGUUCUUAUUUAUUAUAACAUGUACUAUAAGCUUAUGCCUGUAUUGGGGUGACAAGCAAAAUUGCAGAGAACUUUCAAAUGGACGGGAUUUUGUCGAAAGAUGGGAAAAUGCAACUACGACAUGUGUUGGACAUAUGGAUAUGAUGGAAUCUGUCAAAAUGAACAGAAGUCAAUUCACAACUGGAAUUGAAAUUUCCAAGAAUACAUUAAAUGGAAAUAACGAUACACAUGAUUUGUGGCUUUUUGUUAAAGGAACCAUCCCGGAGUUACCUAUCGAAAAGCAUCUUGACAGUGCAAUACUAAUGCUGUGUUUCUGCUACGUGAAAAUAAAACAUGGACCAACCAGUCCACACAUUGACCAUGAGAUGAAUAAUGUUUUGGACCUUUUCAGUUCAAAAAUAGGGGAUUGCGUACGGGAAGCGGCCAAAAAUACUAAACAACAUAUGACGAGAGACCUUUAUACGAAUUUCUUUGAGCCUGCCGCUCGACAUAUUCAAUGUUUCCCAUUGAGCAGAGACAAUCAACACAUGGAACAAGAAUGGAACAGAUUCGCAUCGUUUAAUAAAUUUCCGGUGGACAAUCCAGACAUCAGUUUCAUCCGACUUUCACAAAGUGGGUUUUUCUACACAGGGGACAAAGAUAUCGUACAGUGCUUCAGUUGUGGUGUUACAAAUAACGAGUGGCCACGUGAAGUAUCAGUUGAUGACACACACCGGAAUAUAUCACCAGAUUGUGCCUUUAUAACUGGAAAAGAUGAAUCAAAUAUCGCUAUUCAUUCCGCAAAUGAGUCAAGUGGAAAUCAGGGUAAUUCCGCUUGUAGUGUUGGGCCCAAUGAAGAAGUUACUCCGUGUCAUAAUCAUGGAAAACCAGAGUAUAUAAAUAGAAAUGAACUUGAAAACGAUAAUGGAGAUCAUCAAGAAAAUGGAAGGAAAAUGGUUCGAAGGGAAAUUAGCGACUCAACCAAUACAGCUAAAUAUCCCGAGUAUGCAAAUACACGUAAAAGACACGACACUUUUAAGGAAUGGGCGUAUUCACAUAUUGUUUCAUCAAAACACCUCGUAGAGUGUGGUCUUUUUCAUACAGGGGUCGCAGACUGCGUCCGCUGCUUCUUCUGCGGAGGGGGCAUGCGUAACUGGGAACAUGGUGACGAUCCCUGGAUUGAGCACGCGCGAUGGUUCCCGCACUGCCAAUACGUUAAACAGUGCAAAGGGCAGGAAUUUAUCGAUACGUGUCUUCAGACAAGCGGGCUUGAAAGCUUCGGUAACUCAGACACGGAUACAGAUCAACGGUAUAUUGACCAACAAACACUUUUUGAGGACACUGAAUCUGCAUCUGCAAGUAGUAUUGUGCCGAGUGAAAGUAAUGAUAAUAGAACCCUUAUAAAGGAGCUACAAGAGAUGGGAUUUUCAGCAAAUUCAAUUGACGAAGCGCUGUUGCAGCCAACACACAACACAGACUCCUAUAUAGCGAGAAAAGAGGAGGUGAUAGAUUAUUUACUGACCUACCAAAGCGCUGCGGCCAAUCAUGAGACCGAACAUGUGGAGGAACACAACUUGAAUAUCACAGGCUGGGAGCAAAGCUCGAAUAUCACCGACAGAGAACAUAGCUCGAAUAUCAACGACAGAGAACAAAUCUCGAAUAUCACCGACAGAAAACAAAGCUCAAAUAUCACUGAUAAAGAGCAAAUCUCGAAUAUCACCGACAGCACAAAGUCAAUACAAAGUCCAGAAGCAGCAUCGAAAAAUACAUUUCCAGCAGAACAACGAAGAGCGACUGGUUUAGACGAAGCUAAGCAGAAGUUAUCCGAAGAAAACGAGUCCUUGAAACAACAGAUGAUGUGCAAGGUCUGCAUGGACAACGACGCCAGCAUGGUUUUCCUUCCGUGCGGUCACAUGGUGACAUGCACUGAAUGUGCGCACGCACUCCGAAAAUGCGCCAUCUGUCGGACAGUCAUAAAAGGCACUGUUAGGGCGUUUAUGUCAUAAUUCUGCCCUGUAUUAUUGUUCGGAAUUUUUGACGCCUGGGUCAUGAUUGCGCUAAUCUUCACACCCAACACACGUACCUUCUAACAGUGAAGGCAGGCCUUGCUGAUAGCUUGUGUUACGUGUACUUAUGCCAAUAUCUUUAACAGAUCACAUACCUCAUAAGUAUUAUUUUAUAUGAUUGAUAACUAUCACAAUAAGUGUGAGAUUGUGUACCAUCUAGUUUAACCCACCAAAUGAUCACCUGCUCCACUGACAUUCCAAAACAAUGACUCCAAAAGUUAAUGUAUAUUCAUGCACGUCGCUUUUGUUCUUGUUGUGCGUGUGUGUGUGUGUGUGUGUGUGUGUGUGUGUGUGAGUGCGUGCGUGCGUGCGUGCGUGUGACCUUAGCCUUGCCCCAAUAAACAGGGUCCUGGAUACAGAUAAGGCAACUAAGCUUGUCCCUUGAAUGGCGGAACCGUGGUCUAGUGUGACUUACUAUUAAGGCAGCGAAACUAUUGUUAUGUUAUUUAUGAAAUGAAUUUAUUUUUAUAAAAAAAUCAAAUAAA
Molecule: messenger RNA, 2598 nt
Organism: Mya arenaria
Lineage: Eukaryota; Metazoa; Mollusca; Bivalvia; Myida; Myidae
Product: baculoviral IAP repeat-containing protein 7-A-like
Exons: 4
Coding region: 50-2053 (667 amino acids)
Biological process (GO): negative regulation of apoptotic process; regulation of cell cycle
Cellular component (GO): nucleus; spindle microtubule; cytoplasm
Molecular function (GO): cysteine-type endopeptidase inhibitor activity involved in apoptotic process
Source: RefSeq, a predicted model, not a curated record